Messenger RNA from Fimicolochytrium jonesii, 1665 nucleotides. RefSeq lists its product as uncharacterized. NCBI's taxonomy places the organism in Eukaryota, Fungi, Chytridiomycota, Chytridiomycetes, Spizellomycetales, Powellomycetaceae. The transcript has 3 exons. The record is from RefSeq and is a predicted model, not a curated record. The coding region runs from base 115 to 1458 and encodes 447 amino acids.
AGGGGAGUGAAUAAAGCAGCUUAUUAUCACGUGAGCAAUAAAUAAAAGAUGGUGCGCUUGCAGUUCCUUGCACUCCGACCAGCACCCAUACAAGCUACGCUUCCUGGGCACUAAAUGCAAAAAAUGCCCAAGUCUCGGGAGAAGAAGGCCUUAACAUAUCGUAGGCUACCCGACGAGAUUCUGAAUAUCAUCUUUCAUUAUCUACAACCGGCAUAUGCUCUCCAAGAAGGUGACGGCUACAGCACACCCUGGUCCGAAGGCCGUUGCGACGGCCCCAAUGAAGUGUGGGGGCCGUUAUAUGCGGAGGCAGGUCAAGAUCACGCCACUGUCAAGCACGACUGGAUUCGCACCAUCCGUGACGAAAAGAAGUAUCACCCGACGGUCGUGGUGAAUCGGAUUCCAGCGAGGAGACACCGUCGGCCGGCGAUACUGGAUGUUGGAGCCGUUUGCAGAGAUUGGAGAAGGGCCUCAUUGGAGCAUACGUUUUGGAAGGAUUUGGCAUGGCACCGGCUUUUGGAUUUCCGGCCUCCGCCAUUCAGUCGAGACGAGGCAUCCGAAACAGCAGUGAAUAAGUUUUUCCUUACACUGUCGGAAGAACCCGCACGCAUGGCUCGAGUGCGAUCCAUAUGGCUCGAUCUGCCAAACUGGCGCCGUGGCGUUGGGGUGGAGACGCUUCUAAGGGUCUUAAGCCGCAUCCCGCACCCAGACCUGGUGCACACUCUUGUGCUGGAAGCCGAAUGGAAUGUCCUGUCCAACAUCGCGUUGCAGGACUUCAUCGCUCGGAAGCUGCGAGGCUUGAAACGGAUAUUCAUUGGGGGCGUAUCAUCCCUGAUGAUAUACUCCGGCUUUCGGCCGAGGAUGCUCAAACUAUGGGCUAGCAACUGGGUCCCUGCCAGCUUGACUCAUUUCGGUAUCCGUGGAAAUCAUAGGAACGACUCAGACACUUGGCGGAAACAGCUGUCUGCACUUCUUGCGAGACAAACGAACAUCCGUCAUCUUUCAGUCGACCACCAUAUAGGAGAGACAAUGCCCGCCGGGCCUCCCAUGCUAUCCCUGUUACCACACCUCACGAGUCUGUGCGUUGUGCUGGAAGUGGAUGCUGCAAGCGAGGUCCUUGGCCUCUCCUCCUGCUCGACUCUCAAAACCCUGCAUUUCCGGACCAAACGAUGGACAACGGGUUUGACCGUCAUACACGAGCUUGCUGAAUCCCCGGCGUUGAAAGAGGAGGGUGGCCUCCGGGAUCUGCGCAUUACGCUUAUGUCUAUGUCUGAGAUGCUGUGGAAAGCUUGGCAGGAUGUAUUCGCGGAACUCCGUGGCCUGAAAGCAUUGCGGACUUCGAGGCCGACUGACUUGGAUAUGGGGAACUCCUCGCCAUCAAGUUUCAGUGUCUCAACGAUUCAACAGCGGGAUGAUAGCCGGUCCGCGAUGGAGAAUGUGGUCCAAUUCUUCAAACCGUGAUGGAAGUAGCUCAAAGGUGUAAAUAUCGUCAUGCUCGAAUCAGUAGUUCGAAGGUCUAUAGAGUUCUAUGGAGUACCUUGCCUGUAUAGAGAGUAGGAUCUACACACUGAUAUAGAAUAUCCUCAGUGGCGCCGUGAUAGCUCCUCAUUGGAGAAUCUGAAUCAAUGAGUGCGUCGGCCUGCUGCCAACAUACGCUGAAUCGCACGG